Molecule: messenger RNA, 1931 nt
Organism: Trematosphaeria pertusa
Lineage: Eukaryota; Fungi; Ascomycota; Dothideomycetes; Pleosporales; Trematosphaeriaceae
Product: 24-dehydrocholesterol reductase-like protein precursor
Exons: 1
Coding region: 153-1667 (504 amino acids)
Biological process (GO): steroid metabolic process
Cellular component (GO): cytoplasm; membrane
Molecular function (GO): Delta24(24-1) sterol reductase activity; FAD binding
Source: RefSeq, a predicted model, not a curated record
CGCGACAACAUCCGUUCUCCAUCGUCCAUGGACGUCUGCAAACAGAGAGAAACAGGGGCUAUUGUUGCUCGGGCAUCGUCUCACCAUUCGCAGCAUUCCGUCGCCCCGUCGCUCCGUUGCACGAAGCCUCGUGCCAGCCAAUAGGAAGCCAGAUGGAACAGCACGCAGCCACAGUGGCGCAGAUGGCGGCUCGCGUUCGCACCUUCCACAACAACAGCAGGCCCUUCCGCAUCUAUCACGGAUCCACACUCUCAACGCGUGCAUCGUCCCGGCAAAGAGACAGCAUAAUCGACACGAGCAGCCUCAGCCAUGUGCUGCGGUUCGAUAGGACGGAGAAGACGGUCCUGGUGGAGCCGAACGUUCCGAUGGACGCGCUCGUCGAUGCUGCGCUGAAGGAGGGGUUGCUGCCCAAGGUAGUGAUGGAGCUGCCGAACAUUACUGUCGGCGGCGGAUUUGCAGGGACUUCGGGGGAGAGCAGCUCGUUUCGCUAUGGGCUAUUUGACAGGAGCAUCAGGAGGAUUGAGCUUGUGCUGGGGAACGGGGACGUGAUAUGGGCCGGCGGCGACGAUGCCGACACUAGAGAUCUAUUCUACGCCUGCGCCGGGAGCUGCGGCAGCCUGGGCGUAAUCACGCUGCUGGAAAUGGAGCUCAUGGAUGCCAAACCCUACGUCGAGUUGACGUACAAGCCAGUCGGGAGCGCCCGAGAAGCCGUCAGAGCGUGCCGCGAGGCCGAGCGGGAUCCGACGGUGGACUACAUGGACGGGAUCAUGUUCUCGAUGAACAGAGGCGUCAUCAUGCUCGGGAAACUCACAGCUGAAGUGAUUCAGGGCAGGAUACAAACCUUCGACAGGGCCUUCGAUCCGUGGCUCUACCUCCACGCCGAGGACGUGCUCAGGCGCAUCGAAGAGGGAACAGGCGUCUACAAGGAGAGCAUCCCGAUCAAGACGUACCUAUUCCGAUACGAUAGGGGCGUCUUUUGGUCGGGCCUGCGAGCCUUCGACUACUUCGGCGUGCCAUUCAACCGGAUAACACGAUACCUACUCGAUCCCUUCAUGAAUAGCAGGACCAUGGUUCACGCCCUCCACCGGUCUGGUCUCUCCUCGCAAGCCAUUAUCCAGGACCUUGCCGUGCCGUACGACGGCGCGGAGGAGUUACUCAAGUGGACAGACGACAGCACCGGACUCUGGCCCCUCUGGCUAUGCCCGGUGAAGCCAGGGCCAGGGGACGAGCGGAGCUUCUCCAUGGGCAAGACGAUGGGACAAGAGACGCUGCUUGAUGUCGGCGUCUGGGGCAUGGGGCCCAAAGACGGGCGCCAGUUUAUCAAGCUGAAUCGAGAUUUGGAGGCCAAGGUGGCGGAGCUAGGAGGACUCAAGUGCCUGUAUGCGCAUGCGUACUAUACGGAAGACGAGUUCUGGCGGAUAUACGACGAGCAAGGGUACACGGGAUUGAGGAGGAAAUAUCACGCCGAGUCUCUGCCGAGCGUGUACGACAAGGUCAAGGUUGACUUGAGAGGCGUGGCAGGGGAGCAGGGUCAGCGGAGACGGAUAUCGUGGGGCGAGUGGGCGCGGAACAGCUUCUGGGAGACGUGGCCGUUCGGAGGCUUGUACGGAGUUGCGAGCGCGACCAAGGGAUUGCUCGUGAAGAGCGACUUCCUGCUGAAGAGGUAGGCGAGGAGGCCCCUUUUCGAGCUCCUGUCGAGCUGAUGCCUGUCGGCGGUGUGCGUGCGGCGUGUUCAAGCGGAUUGGUGAAGGGCGUCGCUUGGCGGGCCCAAGCUCCCACGCGCUGUUGACACCUGCAAAAUUCAGCAGUGACGUCGAGCAGCGGCAGCGCCCUGCACUUGUCGGAAUUUCCUGGCUUUCACUAUUGCUCGCCCGCCUCUGUUAUUGUCGCUCUGCUGCGUCUCGCAUAAAGCGCGGUCGGGGGUGAAAACG